AUGCCGACGGAGCAUCGUGGCUCGGUCGCCUCGACUGGCUCGGCCGCGCCCACUGGUUCGCUGGCUGCCGCCGAGCACGCCCAUCAGGCGCACCACCUCAAGUACGGCAACGUCGUUGCUGCUGGGUUCUAUCCUGACGAUUCGGACGAUGAAGACGAAGGCGAGGAGCAAGAAGGCGCGCAGGCGCAAGAGGCGGAUGCGGCCACGUCCGACACGCUAAGCCUCGCCCCGUCCACUUCGUCCGGUACUUCCAACGGCAAGUUGCCGCGCGAUGCCAAAGCACGCAAGUGGCGAUCGAUGGAGCGUCGCGAAGCACACAGCCGCGCCAUGCAUGAACAGCGUCGCUACCUCUUCCGCCGUCCGCGUGCGCUCCAGUACUUCCGCGGAAACGUCCUCGUUCGCUCCAACGAGGAACGCUCUUCGCACCGCCUCGAACUGUUCUUCGACCUGGUCUUCGUCGGACUCAUUGCCACUCUCGCCGAGGAGGCUGUGCACGAACACAACGGCGAUGCCAUCGUGCGCUACAUCCUAACUUACACGGCAGCCUGGAUGGUCUGGAAUUACAUGCGCGAGAUUUUCAACGCCUUCUUCGUGGAUGACCUGCCCCAGCGCGUGCUCGUGCUGGCCGUCAUGGCCUGUCUCGUUGUCUAUGGCAACAACGCCCCCUCCGCCGAGGAGCUGCUGGAAGAGUCGGGCGCCCGCGCCACCGCCAUCGGAUCGUACCUCGUCGCUGUCGGGCUCAUCUUUGGUCUGAUGAUGUUCUACUCGUUUUACAUCUGCCAGUAUCGCAUCCAGAUCCGCAGCCAAGCAACGAUUUGGAUCCUCCUCGUCGGACUUUGGAUUGGAAGCAUCUUCGUCUCGGUGCGCGCUUGCAUCGCCCUCGUCGCCGUCGCGCUCGUGCUCGAGUAUUCCUCUUUGAUGUUCUUCUACAGUCCGCUCUUCAAGAGGCUGGCCAAACUGCGAUAUUCGUCGGCGGUCGCCAUCGAGCACGAGAUUGACCGAUUCACCGACUUUGUCACGUUGGUCCACGGCGAGUUUCUGUACAGCGUGCUGUCAGGACAUCCCGCUGGGACCGGUGUGCACUCUGGCGUGGCGCGCGUCGUCCUCACCACCGUCGUCGCAUUUGUCCUCCACGGCAUUUACUGCACUGGUGCUGGCAGCAAGCGUAUCACACAUCCCAUCCGCCGCAGCAUGUCGUAUGCCAUUCCCUUCUUUGGCCUACACCUCCCACUCGUCUCGGCCAUCACGCUGUGUGGUGACGCCACCGCCGAGCUCGUCAAAGAAAACGAGGUUGCGCAGGGCAUUCGCUGGAUCUACUCUGCGACGUAUGCGAUUGGUAUGGUCUCAACCGCACUGCUCGUGAUGCUCGAGAAGGAACUCGACGCACCAGGAGAGCUAUUCUUCUCGAAGCCCGUGCGCAUUGCACCACGCUUUGUCGCCGCCAUCGUCGUGCUGCUUCUGCCACUCGCUGAUCAGCACCACAUCAACUCGACGGCGCUUCUCGGCAUCUCUGCGGCCUUGGGCGGAGCGGCUUGGCUGUGGCAGGAGCUCGGCUCGCUCGACGGACCCAAUGCUCCGUGGUACCAGCAGUCGAGCAGCUUCGCCGGUGUCCCGGAAGGUGCUCAGCUCCACGAGCACUGCACGAGAACGUGGACGGGCUUCCCGGCGCUCGUCGAGCCGGGCGCCUGGAAUCUCGACUCCAGACGCCAGCGCGGACGCACGACAACCUUCGUGCAGGAGUCCAACCCGGCUGACAUUAGUCCCAGCGCGGAAGCCAUCGCAGCACCUCCAGACCACGAAGCUGAUUCUCCCAAGCUCGCAACUCCCUGA
This is a messenger RNA of Moesziomyces antarcticus, 1830 nucleotides long. Its product is annotated as low temperature requirement protein A. Lineage: Eukaryota; Fungi; Basidiomycota; Ustilaginomycetes; Ustilaginales; Ustilaginaceae. The transcript has a single exon. Bases 1 to 1830 code for a protein of 609 amino acids. The record is from RefSeq and is a predicted model, not a curated record.